Molecule: messenger RNA, 6421 nt
Organism: Oenanthe melanoleuca
Lineage: Eukaryota; Metazoa; Chordata; Aves; Passeriformes; Muscicapidae
Gene: SORBS1
Product: sorbin and SH3 domain containing 1
Exons: 32
Coding region: 552-4346 (1264 amino acids)
Biological process (GO): cell-substrate adhesion
Cellular component (GO): cell-substrate junction; cytoplasm; nucleus
Molecular function (GO): protein binding
Source: RefSeq, a predicted model, not a curated record
GCUUAGAGAUGGAAGAGACCUAUUAGGCUAUCUAGUCCUCCUGCAUGCCAGUGAGGAAUUGCUUCAACUGGAUUUGCUUUAAAGGACAGGUGAAUAGCUGAGUAAAGCACAGGAUCCCAUUUUCUGUAGGAUAUGGCUUUUAUGCUUCUGGUUUUACAUGUAUGUCUAGCUUUGAACCUCAUAAUUAGCAAUAUUCCAGUGAAAUUUUUUCCAGGCUUUUUUAUUUAAAGCAUAACAGUGGUCUGAACAGAAACUGUUCUGAUUGCACAGAUGUGCAGUUUUGCCUUGUGGAGUGAUUUGUACCUCAUCAAAGGAGAACAGGAAGAAAGGCAAAAAUCUGAGGAGUCCAGAAAAUACCUGUAGAGCUGCAGCUUCUCUUUCUCCGAGCUCUGCCAGAGGUAUGAGCUGUUAUGUAGCAGUUGCAUAUGAAGAGAAGACAAAGUACAAGUCAUCAUCAGAAGAUCCUGUCCUAAGCUGGGCCUGAAAGUUCAUCCAGCUGACUUCUACAUAAACAAAAUCCAGAAGUGAAAAAGUCAAGUCCCUCUGCCACAAUGAGCUCUGAACAUGAAGAAAUUGCAAAAACGGUUGUCAAUGGGCUGAGCAGCAAUGGACAAGAAAAAGCUGUUGACGUCCCUUUAUGUACACGUUCUAUUUCUGCCGUUAAAAUAAUCCCUGUGAAGAAAGUGAAAAGUUCUCCUCACCUAGUGCUGCCUACAGAAAUGGAUCCCACAAAAGUCUGCAGUGGAAAAGGAGCUGUAACCCUCCGGGCAACUCCAUCCUCUGAAGGGAAUCGGAACAUCACUUCACCAUGUCCUCAGGAUGCUGAGCAACCUGAAAAUGAUUGGAGGUCGUCGUCUAACACUGAUGCCAAUGGGGAUGCCCAGCCAUCUUCUCUGGCUGCCAAGGGUUAUAGGAGUGUGCGUCCGAAUCUUUCUUCAGACAGCAAGCCACAGGCCCUUGCUCCUCCCCGUCCUCCUCUUCCCAAAGAGGAGAGCUUUGCAUGGCGUCCUCGCACUGACACUAGAGCGACCAACCUGUUGCCAGUGCCCAUCAUGGACUGUGUGUACCUGAAUGCACCCAAGCCUUACACCCAGCGUGCCUCACCAAGCACCAGUGCACGCUGUUACUUGUCCUCACCCACCCCCUAUGGGGCCAGCCCCAGUGGGAAGCAAGGCUUGCCAGCAGGGCGUUCCCCCUCCUCAGGCCCCAGAGAUGGGGUGCAUGCUGGGCAGCCACUCUGGGAAAGUCACUCCUCAUCGGGUGCAGCAUCCACACAACACAACCCUGACAGGGCAGAUCCCAGUAGUAAGGCUGGAACGAAUUCCAGUCAUGAGACGAAGGCGGAUAAAAAGGUCAGCAAACUAUAUGUAGCUUGUUUAUCUAACAGCACUUGCUCAGGCGCAUCUCAAAAUUCCACUGGCACCACACAUGACCCAGCAGCCAGCACCAGUUUGGGCGCUGAGCUCACUCAGGCACCAGCCACCAACAUUGUUUCCUCUGUAACAGACACUGAAAAGUCUCUUCCUGCUGCUCCUCCUCCUCCUAUUCCUCCCAGGCCGUACUUUUACAUUGUCCUCAGCAAAGACGCAGUUAGUUAUGGUGCAGGCCAGCCCUCCCGGACUCAGCCGUCACCUCCGCCAGCUGUGAGGGACAGAGUGCUAGAGCCCCAGAGCACAGCUGCCACAGAGGACAGGAUGAGAAAAGAGCCUUACCUUACCCAGCAGCGACAGCCACCAUACAAGGCAAUGGGACGCAGCAUGGAUGCCACUGCCACCACCUCAGCUCAGCCUGGAGUUAUAGUAGUCCCCCUCCUCCAGGUUAAUCCAGACAGACAGCAAGAAGGCAGCUCCAGCACUCCACCACCGCCUCUGGUUCCUUUCGGGCAAGGCUCCGUAUCCCCUGAGAUUGUUUCUCCUGGCUCACCCUUGACUUUUCCAACUCUAGACGAUUUCAUUCCCCCACAUCUCCAGAGGGGCUCCCACCAUAACCAAGCACCCUCCACAUCUGGCACAUUACCCUCUGUUUACCCGAAACUGCCAUUCUUCUCAUCACCACCUUCACUUGUCCCUCCAGUCACGGGGGCUUUGCACAGGGGCUUGAAGCCUGAAAUCACUGGAGUCAUCUCACAUAAAGACCCAGGUCCUGUGCUAAAUGAAGUGCCCCAGCCUGGCACUGACUAUUCAACCUCCAUCACUUCCAUCAGCAAGUCUGCCUCUGCCUAUCCUUCUACCACAAUUGUCAAUCCCACUAUUGUCCUCUUGCAGCAUAAUCGAGAACAGCAAAAAAGGCUUAGUAGCCUGGCAGAUUCAGUGCCAGACAGAUUAGUUUCUGACAAAGUUGAUUCAGCACUUCUACGGGACAAGACGGUUCAGGAGGCUGUGCCAAGAGAGAAGAGGGCAGUGGAAGAGAAGAGGAGCACUGUCAAGAGCCCUCUGCACAUGGCUGAUACCUCUGUCGAUGAUAUUGGAAUCCCACUGAGGAAUACAGACAGAUCAAAGGACUGGUACAAGACGAUGUUCAAACAGAUCCACAAGCUAAACAGAGAUGAAGAUUCUGAUUCAUGCUCUCCUCGUUAUUCCUAUUCUGAGGACAGCAGAACCCAAGUUCCCCGCUCCAAGAGUGAGAUGGACAAUAUUGAUUCUGAGAAGGUUGUGAAGAGGUCUGCCACUCUGCCACUGCCAAACCGUACCUCAUCACUGAAAUCAAGCCCAGAAAGGACUGACUGGGAGCCUCCAGACAAGAAGGUGGACACCAGAAAAUACCGUGCAGAACCCAGGAGCAUUUAUGACUAUCAGCCAGGGAAGUCCUCUGUUCUGAACAACGAAAAGAUGACUCGGGAUAUAAGCCCAGAAGAGAUAGAUUUAAAGAAUGAACCUUGGUAUAAAUUCUUUUCGGAAUUGGAGUUUGGGAAACCGCCUCCAAAAAAGAUUUGGGAUUAUACUCCUGGAGAUUGCUCUAUCCUUACUAGAGAGGAUAGAAAGAGUGAUCUAGAAAAAGACCUCUACCUCUACCAGACUGAGUUAGAGGCAGAUUUAGAAAAAAUGGAGAAGCUUUAUAAAGCACCACAUAAAAAGCCACAGAAGAAUACAGCAGGUGUUGCUCCUCUGGAAACUUCAACAGACCAUUCUUCCUACUCCACUUAUUCACCCAACUACCAUGCAGUGAAGAGGGAGUCAGAGCUAGCUCUGGGGGACCCUGCUGCCUUGGAGAAUGAAAGGCAGAUUUACAAGAGUGUGCUGGAAGGUGGAGAUAUCCCAUUCCAGGGGCUGAGUGGUCUCAAGCGACCUUCGAGCUCUGCUUCCACAAAAGAUUCAGAAUCACCAAGGCAUUUUGCACCAGUUGAUUACAUGGAAACUCCAGAAGAAAUUCUCCGCAGGCGGCAUGAUGAUAAAGAGAAACUUUUAGAGGACCAGAGACGGCUUAAACGUGAGCAAGAAGAAGCUGAUAUUGCCGCUAGAAGGCACACAGGGGUUAUUCCAACGCACCAUCAGUUUAUCACUAAUGAACGAUUUGGGGACCUCCUAAAUGUAGACGAUACAGCAAAGAGGAAAUCUGGGUCAGAGAUGAGACCUGCUAGAGCCAAGUUUGACUUUAAAGCACAGACACUAAAGGAACUUCCUCUGCAAAAAGGAGAUAUUGUUUACAUUUACAAGCAGAUUGACCAGAACUGGCUCGAAGGUGAACACCAUGGCAGAGUUGGCAUCUUCCCACGAUCAUACAUAGAGCUCCUUCCACCAGCUGAGAAGGCUCAACCCAAAAAACCGUUACCACUGCAAGUAUUGGAAUAUGGAGAGGCUAUUGCUAAGUUCAACUUCAAUGGGGAUACCCAAGUGGAAAUGUCCUUCAGGAAGGGUGAAAGGAUCACUUUGAUUCGGCGAGUGGAUGAGAACUGGUAUGAAGGCAGGAUCCCUGGCACCAGCCGCCAGGGCAUCUUCCCCGUCACUUACGUGGAGGUUCUCAAGCGGCCGGUGGUCAAAAACGCCAUUGACUAUCCCGACCCUCCGGUGUCCCUCUCCCCCAGCCGCAGCAUGACAGCUUCACCACAGCCUUCCUACCAUUCAUUGAGAGCUGGACCAGAUCUCACAGAGUCUGAAAAGAGCUAUGUGCAACCUCAAGCACAGCAGCAAGGAUCCAGCCCUGAGCGAAGUCAAACACCACGAGACAUAGUUAGCUACCAAGCCCUCUACAGCUACACUCCUCAGAAUGAUGAUGAGCUGGAACUGAGGGAUGGUGACAUUGUCGAUGUCAUGGAGAAGUGUGAUGAUGGCUGGUUUGUGGGUACAUCCAGGAGAACAAGGCAAUUUGGUACCUUCCCAGGCAACUACGUGAAGCUUCUGUAUCUGUAAAAUAAAAGUGAUCCCACCAUGACAAGGAUGGGAUUCCUUUCCAGAUGGUGUUUUUAAACAGUGAAGAAACAGACAAUUUAUGAAUGUAAUAGACAAGAGAUGAGAAGUGUUAGGAGGAUGUGGUUAUGUGGUACACUAUUGAGUUGAAUGUGUAGCCCUGCUUCCAUGGAGUCAGGGUGUGAUUUGUUUGCUGAAGAAGAGACAGUUUCUAGUUUACAGUGCUGCCUUUGUGUAUUCCUCUCCCUUCCCCACUAAGAGUUUUGAUGAUAAUCUUAAUUUGUACGGAGUACUUACCUCUCAGAAGGCUUCAGGGAAGCACAUGGUAUAGGUUUUGUUUGUGUGUUGAGAUAGGGUAGUUCUUUGGGGCAGUACUCAGCCCUGCAGCUGCUCACAUUCGUUGGCACAGUUCAGGAGGCCAGGCUUGCUGCCCAGUUUCUGCCUUGCUGAAGACUCACUUUUCUCUGCCUUCCAUUUCCAUAGAAAGCCCUUCCUUCAUGUCAUGCAUCUUAAGACCCAGCAGAGGCAGAGGACAGCUGAUACAAUUAAAUUGCAGAGCUAUGUGUGGAAAAGGAGUUUGGGACUGGUGGUUUAAUCCAGAGAGUCAGCCAAAGCAUAAUGCAAAUGCUCAAAAAUCCCAAACCCUUGAAUAACAUAUUACCGAUCUCUGCAGGGCUUUUUCUUUUGUGCAGGGAGGAUGUGUGUGAGUGUAUUGUGUGCAGAAUGAACAGAAUUCCUGUUUUUUUAAAGAGAAAUCAGCCUAGCUUUGACAUUUAUCUGCACAAAGAAUAGAACCAAUAAACAGAACAUCCGUGAGGACAAAUCCUGUUUAUGAGUCCUAUGGCUGUUCACUUUCUCUGUUCCUCUUGCCCUGUCGCUGGCCCUAAAGGAUCACACACCUUUUCCAGUAUGUGCUUUGGGAUGAAGACUUCUUUCCCAGCAUUAAAUCUUAGAGUUUCUGAUAAAUCUGAGCAAUGCAUCACUGAGGGUGCCUUUUUUUAAAUUUUGGUUACAGUGUUAAUGGUAGGUCCAAUAAAUACAUGCAUUCUGGCUGCCUCUUAGUCAUACAUAAAAAGUCUAAUCAAUUUGGAAAGCUGUUCCCAACAGUUAUUACCAGUUACAUAGAUUUGUAUUUCCUUGAGGGGAAAAAAAACCCAAUAUGGCUUGGCUGUAUGUUUGCCUGUAAAUCGACUAUGAAUACUCUUUUGAUAGACUUUUUGUUAUUAAGACAAAGCAUGAACAAAACCAGUUCUAUCAGACUCUGCUUCCUACAAUUACCGUACAAAUAGCAAAGGGUUAGAUUGCUAUUUUGUCAUAAGCCGUAUUUAAUAAUAUAAAAUGCCUAUUUUUAUGCUGAUGCUUUUAUACAGAUUUAUUAAGAGUAAACUACAACUAACUGUUAGCACGACUUGCAAUGUUUUGAUAAACUAGCCAUGCUCCUGGGUUUGAAAUCAAGCAGGCUUGUCUUCCGUCUCAGCGGAAGAGAAGACUCUGAGUCUCAGAAGUUUGACUGUAAAUAUGUAUAUUUAACUUUGUACAGACAAUGUACUUACCUUGUAUAGAGAAAUAAUUUAAACACAUGGAGUGAAGGGAGGGAAAAAAAGGCAGUUGUGAAAGGUUGGGAUUUUUUUCCAUUUUAAUUUAAGUGAUGGAGUUCUACGUAUGUUCACAUAAAGAGUUUUAGCACAAAAUACUCAUUAUGAAAGGGUUUCAGAUAUGACACAAAGCACCACUGUUUAUUUUCUGCAGGACAUAUCUUGAAUCCUGCAAGCUUAUUUAUGGGUUUGUUGUUCUGCUUUGGGUUUGCCCUUCAGUUAUUUGCAACAAUGUUUAGGCCUAUUGGUAAGAUUGGAUAACACCAAAUAAAUCUAUCCAGCAAAGUAACAUGUUGAUAUUGAUUGUAUAUAACAUACUCAUUUAAAAGUUAAUUUUCUGUUCUUGCUCUUGCCAGUUUAAGUUAAACACAAACACACACAACACAUAUCCACACAAACCGCAACUUAUUUUUGUGUUGAUUUUUUGUUUCUUAUUGCAGUGGAUUACUAUUUGGCAAUUAAUAAAUUGAAUUAUUGAAUUAC